Melampsora larici-populina 98AG31 is the source of this 1845-nucleotide messenger RNA. RefSeq lists its product as uncharacterized. NCBI's taxonomy places the organism in Eukaryota, Fungi, Basidiomycota, Pucciniomycetes, Pucciniales, Melampsoraceae. The record is from RefSeq and is a predicted model, not a curated record. Gene Ontology annotation, molecular function: FAD binding; proline dehydrogenase activity. The transcript is spliced from 8 exons. Gene Ontology annotation, cellular component: mitochondrion. The coding region runs from base 1 to 1845 and encodes 614 amino acids.
AUGACUUCAAUGUGGAUAUCAACAUUAAAAGUCAAUCGACCAUGUACAGCUCUCCGUAAUCGGACUCGAUUCGUCGCAUGUGAUUCCCAGUCGUUGCGCUUCAGACAAAAUCAAGGAUAUCGAUAUAAUCAUUCAGGGCGAAUUGAUAGUCAACCGGGAAUUCCUAAAUCACGAAAAUGGACAUAUAUCGGUUUAGGCACAACAAGUUGCUUAGGAUUGAUGACUUUAAUGUUGAUGAGAGACACAUCGGAAUUCAAUUUAGAAGAUCAAGAUAAGAAAAGAUUAGAAGAUCCAUUAAAUCAACUUCAAUCGGAUUGUUUAAUAGCUAGAACUGCUCACUUAUCAUCUAGAUCAACAGCUGAACUCUUAAGGAGUUAUUUUACUUUCUUUAUGUGUGAGAUACCAGCUUUAGUGGAUUAUGGUCCUAAAGCACUUGAAAUUUAUAUGGCUGCUUGUGAAGCUGUUCCCGUCAUCGGUCAUUUAGGAUGGUUGAUAGCUGCUACUAUCAUGCGGCAAACCUUUUUUGCCCACUAUACCGGUGGUGAAACAGCCGAAGCUUGUUUACCCGUCUUACAAUCCCUUCACAGUCAAGGUGUAGGGACAUUGAUGAAUUAUUCAGCUGAAGCCCCUAAACUUGCACCUGGCAGUACUGUUGUCAGCGGAGUGAGCCAACAACAUAUUGACGCAAAUUUAGCAGCAGUAGCAGCAGCAGCUCAAUUCGAAAGCUCAUCAAACCGUUAUCCUGCUGGUUCAGCUCCAAUUCGACCUACCACAGUGGCAAUUAAAUUAUCUGGAUUAGUAACAGAUCCAUAUGUAUUUGAAAGAGCUUCAUCUUACUUAUCUGAUCAAAAUAUUUCACCUUAUCAACCUAUUGGAGAAUUGUUUCCUUCUACUUCUAAUUCGAAUGGAGCACCUACAUUAUCAAAAGAUGAUCGAUCUACUAUGGAAAGUUUGUUGACUGAAUUGCGUGGUAUAUGUCGUCAGGCAAAAGAAUCUAAUGUUAUAGUCAUGAUUGACGCGGAAUAUAGUUGGUUUCAGCCUGCUAUUGAUCGUUUAGCUACUUUUCUUGCAGCAGAAUUCAAUCGAUCCGAUGGAUCCAAACAAUCUAAUCAAACCACAUGGCCAACCGUCUAUAACACAUUUCAAGCCUUAUUAAGAUCAACACCGGACCGAAUUCAAGAAGCCAUUAAAUUAGCAGAUUCCAAUGGAUUUUCAAUCGGAGUUAAAUUAGUCAGAGGAGCCUAUUUAGUAGCCGAAACUAAUCAUUGGGAAACAUCUAAAAUCCCAGUUUGGUCUAACAAAUCUCAAACUGAUGAUUGUUUUGAUCAAAUCGUUUCAAGUUUAACUUCUAGACUGUCAAAAGAAAUUAAAGAACCCAAAAAGAUAUCAGAGCCUAGAAUCGGUUUAAUGAUUGCUGGUCAUAAUGUUGAAUCUGCUAUCAAAGUUCUAAAACAAUUAAGAGAUCAAGAAGGAUUGGCCCAUGAUCUUGUUGAGAAUGGGUCUAAUAAAUUAGCUUUGAAUGAUGCUUUAAGAGGUAGAAUUAUGUUUGCACAACUUUAUGGAAUGGCUGAUCAAUUGACCAGUGCCUUAUCUGAGAUUUUAAUUUCACCAAAUCAAACCAAUCAGAAUAUCAAUUUACAACCAUUUGUACAGAAAUGUUUACCAUUUGGAUCUAUUAGUGAAACCAUACCAUAUCUUGCAAGAAGAGCACAAGAAAACAAAUUCGUUUUGCAGGGAUCUGGUAAUGGUGAAGUUGGACGUGCUACUUUGGAGAGAAGAGUAGUUGGUCAAGAACUUAGGAGAAGGAUUUUAAAGCGCUGUUCAUCAUCAUCAGUGGUCCCAUGA